Frankliniella occidentalis (western flower thrips) is the source of this 1725-nucleotide messenger RNA. RefSeq lists its product as uncharacterized. Bases 1 to 1725 code for a protein of 574 amino acids. NCBI's taxonomy places the organism in Eukaryota, Metazoa, Arthropoda, Insecta, Thysanoptera, Thripidae. The transcript has 10 exons. The record is from RefSeq and is a predicted model, not a curated record.
AUGGCAUUCUCAGUACGUGUCUUCGUGGAAAAGAGAGAAUUUGAAUUUAAUUUAGAAAAUCGCACUGACAGUGGAUUUGCGAUAAUAAAAGACAUAGAGCUUACUGAGAACUCUGUUAUCCAAGAUAAACAAGAAAUUCGGGUUACAUUUUCACCCCAUUUACAGGAUGGAAACAGUGAUGAUGAAGACUAUGCCAACGAAGAGACGAUAGUGAGUGACGAUGAUCUUAAAAUAUUUGGUAUUAGUAGAGAAGAGUGGAACGCAUUCCCCAAAAUUAUGAGGGACCGUGAAAUCAUAUGCUAUGAGAAACACAAACUCAUGCUUUCCAUGGGAUAUGUAAAAACGCAGUAUGUGAGCAUGAUCGCUCUAUCAAAACCUCCUGCCGUGGUAGUAUCUACUACAACGCGCAGUAAAAAAAGUUUGCCAUUCAAGCAAAGGCAAGAAAACAUCAGACCUGACAUUGUGACAACUCUUGAUGAGGAAGCAGAAGAUGAUGUGUUUGAAGCUAUUGAAGAAACUGAUUCGGAUUUGGCUGGUACAUCUUCAGGAGUUGUGUCUCUGAAACCUCCUCUUCUGAUUACCCGUCAGCCAGUUAAACAGAUGGGAAAGAGAAAACUCUUAGGCAAGAUAACAAAAAGGACUGCUCUUCCAAAUUUCUCAGCUGGGUUAGUUUUACUUCUUAAAAAGAAAAGGUUGAACAAGACUGAAAAAGUAGCUUUAGUAACAGAAGUGGAAGCACACCUUAUCAGUGUAACAGGAGACAGUUACUUGGACCCAGACGAAUGGACUAUUGUAAGUGAUAAAAUUGUGGAGAAGUAUCCCAAACAAUCAGAUGUGGAUAAUGAAAAGCAAUCAAAUGAACUCAAGCACUCACUGCAGACAAGCAUUGUUUCAAGAAGAUACCGUAGGCAAAAGAAGGGACGUAAAAACGGCCAGACAGUGGAAGGGGCAGAGACUGAUCAGUCAUCUAGCAGUAUUGAAAAUAAUGAGACUACUCUCAUUGAUGAACUGAAGUCUAAAAACCCCUUUGAGCGUGAUUCCUUUCUCCGACUAUCUUUCUUAAUAAAAAGUACUCUUACCCAACGAGCAGUGGAUCACAAUGUAGAAAACAUGGAGAAUGUAGUAACUGAGUUCCCUCACUACAAAAAUUUAAAUUUGGUUAUUUAUGAGCAUUCUUUGGUACAAGAAAUUACUUUAGAAGCAUUGAAAAAUAAUGCAGAAGGGCUACUUUUGAGGCUCAAACAGCACUUCUCUAUAACUGGAAAUAUGGUUGAUCAAGAAGUUGAAGCAAUAAUCCAGCUUCAGGAUCAGCUAAUCCCGCGAAAAUAUGUAGAAAAUCAGAAAAUUCUUCCUGCUAUAAGUGCUUGGGAUGAAAGUGAAAAAGAGAAGGACUUAACAUUAUUGGGAACAACUGCAACCAGACAUGCUCCUUGGGCUUCAAUAAUACUAGGAAAUAAUUCAGAUGGAGAUCGAACCAUUAAAAGAUAUAUCAUCCAAAUGCUCACCAAUGGCUUUAGGUCAGAAAUAACAAACCCUACUGUGCCAGAAGUUUUAAUUGGACUUUUAAGUUUUUACUUUAUUUUUGACAUUGGGUAUCCUGAUGCAUACGUUAGUUUGUUAAGAUUUCUCGAGAAAUAUGUACAUGGUAAACUGUCCUGGAGUUCUCGAAAACAAAGAGGUAAACAAGAGUACAAAGAUUUUGUUACAGUAUUUGAGCAAACGUAG